AUGAUUUAAAAUUAUAAAUAGAUUAAAAAAAUGCCUUCAGAUGUAAGAUCUUUAGGAAUAGAUCCAGAUCAAUAUAAGAGAGCUAUGUAGUAUGCGUUCGAUAAAUUAGCAUUUUAAAUGUAUGUUUACUCUGUUAAAACUGGUCUUGAAUGCAUCUUCUCCCUAACUUAUGUUAUGCCAUUAGUUUGGAACGGUGUAACUAAACUUUUCCCUAUUAUAGAGCCAACAAGCGAAUUUUAAAGAGGUUUUAUGUUUCUCUUAAUUGAAGCUCUUAAAUCAAAAUUUAUAGAUGUGCCUAUAGCUCUAUAUGAAACAUUUGUAAUAGAAGAAAAAUAUGGCUUUAAUAAAAAGACUCUUUUCCUAUUUUUUAACGAUUUAGUGAUAGAAGCAGGUUUGAGUGUUAUUAUCAUACCAACUAUUCUUUAUGGAUAUAUUUAUGUAGUAGAUAAAACAGAAUCUAAUGAGUGGUUCUUUUUUAAUGUAGAAAUAUUUAUUAUAUUGUUUAUGCUGGCAUAUAUCACUAUAAACCCUAAUUUUAUAGCUCCGGCAUUUAACAAGUUUGAGGAAUUAGAAGAUGGAGAAUUAAAACAAGAAAUAAAUGAGCUAGCCAUCAGCAUUAAUUUUCCUUUGAAAGAUAUCCUUAAAAUGGAUGGGUCUCGACGCUCAGAGCACUCUAAUGCAUAUUUCUAUGGACUUUGGAAUAACAAGAGAAUAGUCCUAUUCGACACUCUUUUAAAUUAAAUGUCUUAAAACGAAAUAAUGUCUGUAGUUGGUCAUGAAUUAGGACACUGGAAGCAUUCUCAUUCCAAAAUUAAAUUUUUAAUCUAUUGUUUGAGAAUAAUAAUAAUUUUUUCACUAUUUUCUUUUUUCAGAAACAGUGAUUCAAUAUUUCUUAGCUUUGGAUUUACUGAUAAAUCUACUUUUAUAGGCACAACACUGUUUUUUAAUUUAUUUUCACCUAUAAACUCAGUAAUUGAAAUAAUAGAUUUAGUAAUCUCCCGCUAUUUUGAGUUUUAAGCAGAUACUUUUGCAUGCAAUUUAGGAUAUGGUUAUUAUUUAAUGAGUGGUCUAACUAAAAUAUAAAAAGAAGAUGUGUCUACUCUUAAUCCUGAUCCUUGGUAUGCUUGGUUCAAACAUUCUCAUCCUGGAUUAUUUGAAAGAUUAAAACGUAUUAAACAGACAUUAUUUUAAAUUGAAAAACAAAACGGUUUAGAAAAUUAAUAAAUUUAAGAGAAAAUAUAAAAUUUUCUUGAGGAAUAUGUAAGUAUAAAUGGAAGAAAUCAUCAAAAUAUAGAUAAUAGUAAUAAUAGGCAUUAUAUAAAUUCCCCUAAUAAUACUAAUAAUAAUAAUAGUAAUAAUAGAAGAUAACUUGGUUCAUAAUAUUAAGGAUUCUUAAGGGAGCAUGCAAAUUCAUAAAACUAAAUAAAUGGAUUUUAAAGUAGGAAUCCAAUUUAUCAUGCUCUAGAUAGGAAUGGGAGUAACAGUUUAAAUAGUUCUAUGCAGUAAUUUCCUAUCACUUAGUAAUAAAAUAAUUAAAAUGAGAUAGAUAGUAAUAGCAACCAAAUAGGUUAUCAGCAAGCAUUAAAUAAUACACUUAUUUAAAAUUUUGCCAAUCCAAAUACAAAUAGUGGAUUUAAUUUAAAUCUGUUGUUUAAUUAUGAGCAAUAAUAAAAUUAAUAGCUGAUUUAAUAAUAGCUUUAAAUGCAAUAAAUGUAGCAGUAGCUUGUAUCUGAUUUAUUAAAUUAGUGGACUAAUUAAUAGUAUCUCUUACAAUAGCAAUAACAAUAAGGAGUCAAUAGUGGAUUGCAGCUAAAUUUAGGAUCUAUUGCUCAGUAGUAACAAUAAUAAUAAUAACAUUAGUAAUAGAAUGUACUAAGAAAUAAUUAACAGCUUUCAAAUAGCAGUAGUUCUUACUUAAUUACAAAUCGCAAGGUUUACAAACACUCGAUAUCUAAUAUCGAAUCUCUUGAUUCUAGAGAUUACAGCAGUAGUGUUGAUAUCAAUCAUCCCAAUAAAAAGUUAUAUAAAGAGGAUGUGUAUCUUUUUGGCUCAUAAAUACCUUCAAAUGAUAUUAGAAAAAGAUAAGUUUUGCAAUAAAAUUAAUCUAGACCUCAGUCUCCUCCAGAAUUUUAAAAUAAUAAUAAUUUCAAUAACAAUAUUUUUAAUAAUAAUAUAAGCAAUGGCUUUCACAAUUCACCAAACCAAUAAGUAAUAAAUUCUGAUUAAAAUAAAGAACAUUACCAAAAUGGUAUAAAUUAUUCUCCUACCUUUAAUGGUAAUUAGAAAAAAUAAGGAUACCAAAAAAAUGGAACAUCUCUAGAUAAUAAUAAAUUCUCAUAAAAUAAUAAUCGUUCAUCAAAGAUAAACUAAUAUUAAGUAAUGAAUGGAAAUGGCAACUAAUGA
This is a messenger RNA of Tetrahymena thermophila SB210, 2403 nucleotides long. Its product is annotated as M48 family peptidase. Gene Ontology annotation, cellular component: endoplasmic reticulum membrane. Lineage: Eukaryota; Ciliophora; Oligohymenophorea; Hymenostomatida; Tetrahymenidae. Gene Ontology annotation, molecular function: metalloendopeptidase activity. Gene Ontology annotation, biological process: CAAX-box protein processing. The transcript is spliced from 5 exons. The record is from RefSeq and is a predicted model, not a curated record.